CAAAACUCCCAAUACCAAUGCAAGAAUGGCCAAUGUGUUAGCAAACGUUACCGGUGUAAUGGAAUUAAAGACAGUUGUGUGGAUGGCUCAGAUGAGACCGGCUGUGUAUGUCUUACUGGUCAGUUCACGUGCUUCGAUGGAUCAUGCAUUGAUGUCACUGACCUUUGUAGCGGAAUAUCAAACUGCAAAGACGCUGAAGAUGAAAUGYGGUGUGCCCUUAUUCUUUUUCAUGCUAGAAGGUGACCCUUGUCAGCUAAGUCAAUGCAUUGAUGGGAAAUGUCUAACUUCAUCAUCACAAUGUCAAGAUGCGACAUACAAUAUCUCUGAAUGCUGGGAAUCAAAUACUUACCGAAAGAAUAUCUGUAGAGAAAAGAAUGCAAAUUGCAAAACUACAAAAGGAACCUGUGGGUUUGAAAAUGGACCUUGUGGAAUGGAGAAUGAAAAUGGCUGGAGUUACUACACGCCCAACAGCAAAACCUCGUACAAAACCUUUGAUCAUUCCUUUUCAGAAGGAGGUAGCUACUACAUUGCACGUCCCACUGGCAACCCAUCUACAGUCAGCAAAUUGUCCAUGCAAUGGUCCCAAACCAAACCUUAUUGCAUGCAGUUUUGGUACAAUGUCCCUGCUAAGUCUUAUUCUUCGAUUCAAAUUUGUACGGAAGAAAAUAAUUCAACCAUUUGUCUUUGGAGUAUGCCCAGUAGCAUUACUGAUGAAUGGACAUUUGGGCAGGUUGAAAUACCCGGGAAUUUUAAAGGAAACUUGCAGAUCAUUGGUAACGUARCCAAGGGAGAUUUUGCAGCGAUUGAUGAUCUCAGUUUUAUCGAAUCGCCUUGUUCUUCAGUUGCAGUUCAGAAAAAUCCUUCAUGCUAUUUUGAUGGUCGUCAAUCGUGUCACAUGAACAUCGACAAAUCUUGGGUUCGAACAAUGCACAAGGAUCGACAAGGCGAGAGCAACUUCUAUUUACGUCUGGCGAUUUCAAACAAUGUAUCUAGCACGAUAUCAAGCUCAGAUUUAAAUCCAAAAUCAGAUGGAUGGAAAUGCUUACGAUUGUGGAUGAACAGUGARAAAAGAUAUUUUCCUGUGAAGCUGAAUAUAACAUAUAAGAGCCUGGAUUAUUCGAAAGAGGUUUUUAGUUAUGCAUCAGCUACACCUGGUUGGAUUUACAUUCAGACAUUAAUAGCAGCAGAAAAACAUAAUGUUCAGGCUGUAAUUGAAGGAGAAAGAAAUAAGUAUGCCGCGCUAUCAGUAGAUGAUAUCGCUUUUUCAAAAUAYCAAUGUCAAAGUAUUCCAGACAUCACUUCAGGCAAAGAGUGCCUUGAAUAUAGCAUAUUGGACUCGCUUGAUCGAAGRAGGGAUCGCAAYGGCCGARGGGAAUCUUCAGACGACAGCAGCCUUUCAACUACAUCAUGGUAUCGCAUUACUGGAUUGUCGGGCAAUGCAAUUGCUAAAGAGUGCAAUUGGAAUUCUACUUAUGCUUGCUAUGCACACUUCCAGGGUUGGGUCAAUGAAGCUAUGCCCACUGUGUCCGAGGGUCGUGUUAACAGGACAAUGUGCUUUCGUGAUGGAAAGACUAAAGAGUGUUGUUUUAUUACUAGCAUUAUAACUGUUCGCAAUUGUGGUGACUACUUUGUUUAUCGUUUUCCGAAAUUUAACAUUCUAACAAGAGCGCAUGUUCCUGGUCAUGCUGUGAGAGCUGGAAAAGUCUGUACCGAAUAUAGUGCGAAGAAACUAACAAUUACCWCAGAAUGGGAAAACUGGACUAACCUUUCAUCAACGGUGCAGCAGUGGAGAAUCCUCAAUGAGCAGCAGUUUAUUUCCUUUUCAAAAUCUAUUCUUGUUCAGCAAGAUCUUCGAGCUGUGAAUCCUAGCAUUGGAGUUCUUGUAAAUCGUUCAGCCUCUUUUGAUGUACCGAUAAAACCAAAUAUUCAAACAUUUACAAUGUGUUUUUGGAUAUCUGUAAAUGACAAUUUUUCGAAGCCCAUUAGAAUUUCUAUGAAGACAGUCCCAGCAGUUCUAUUGGAUUUGGUCACUCACCGGUCGGUUUGGAGGCACUUCUGUAUUAUGUCCCAGUAUGGUGUGUACUUGAUUUAUGUGGACGGAGUGGCAAGCAAGACAGUUUAUGGACCCCGCAAGCUCCAAAGUGCAGUAAUAGCUGUUUCCAUCAUCUCAUCUGAARCUAUACAUGUCAAGCUUACUGAUGUAAAUGUUUGGGACACGUUUCUUGUUGAACAAGUCAUUUUGUAUAUGUCGUACAAAUGUGGAGCAGACAGAGGUAACAUGGUUGUGUGGGAAGAGCUCGCAAAGAAUCUAACAAUAGUUUCCAGUKCCAAUACGUCCGUCACAUAUUAUGACAGAACAUCUUGCGAGGGCAGACAAGGAAACGUGCUUAGCGUUGUGUCCAAUGCAACUACACCGUCCUCAUCAAAAGCAGCAAUUCUAAGCCCUCGUUAUCAUUUACCACUUGCAUGGGUCAAAUCAUCAUCAAGAUGUCUAAGAUUUAGAUAUCGCCUUUGGGGCCCUGGAGCUAGAGUACUGAAACUGUAUCAAGUCUUMGACGACAAAAUGCUCCCAAGAAGGAAAAUAUGGAUGGAUGGAGACAGUAGUUCAGGUUGGAAAGAGGGCCAAGUCACUCUGUCGGCUGUAACCAGAUAUCAGAUAGCGAUCGAGGGACACGUUACCAAUGGGUCAGGCCUGAUAUCAAUAGGAGCUUUGUAUACAACUGAAGAAAGCUGUGCUAUUUUACCUGCUACUGCAAAUAAAGCAUGCAAUGAAGUCUUUACAAGCACCUCUGGUAUCAUCAUGUCUCCCUACUAUCCUGGUUACUACAUCAACAACAUGAGCUGUAAAUCGACUAUAAAAGCCGAGGAAGGGCACGUGAUUCGUUUAGAUAUUGUUGAGUUUGAGCUGGAGAUAAGCAAACGAUGUGAAAGUGACUUUGUUGAGGUGUUUGAUGGAAGUUCGCGGAUUGGUCGCUUUUGUGGUAUAAGGUAUCCACCAAUUAUUCAGUCAACCACGAACCAGCUUUCAGUUCUAUUCCAAUCAAAUGCAGAGAUCACUCGAUUAGGGUUCAUGGCGCACUACCGAGUCCUAAAAGAUAAUGACACAAGUAAAGACUGCAUUCAAGACUGUCCAGCUGAAUGCGAAUGCCGAAGGUUGUCAGACGGCAGAAUAGUUGUCUCAUCGAGAGGUCUUAAUUCUGUCCCUGGUCGACUCCCUCUGCAAACAGCUAUAAUCUUUUUUUCUGGUAACACGAUUUUUCGACUGCAAGGGAAGACAUUCCACAAUCUUCCGCAGCUGGCUUUGAUAGACCUAAGUUUUAACAGGAUAAUCGACAUGGAAGGAAAUGCUUUCGGGACACUAGCGUCGCUUCAUACUCUGAAGCUGAACAUGAAUUUCAUCAGGGAAAUCAAAAAUGAAACAUGGAUUGCAGUCGAGUCAUUGCAAAACUUGGAUCUUGGUCGCAAUUUGAUUUCUGGUAUUGGAAACAGGAUAUUUUCAGAUCUCCGAAAUUUAAAAGUAUUAAGUCUAAGUGAAAACUUAAUCAAAYUUCUUCACGUCGAUGCUUUUCUGAACAAUAGGCAUUUGACAUCUUUAUAUCUGCAUGGUAACGCCAUACGGAGACUUCCUUUUUACCUUUUUCGAAACCAAAUAAAUCUUCGAGUGCUGUACCUGCAUAACAACAAGCUAGAAACGUUCACCAGACUGACUUUCAAAGGACUCUCGAUGCUUGAAAAAUUAACGCUUUAUAAUAACACAAUCAUAGAAUCUAAGGUACCRCGUGAUGCCUUUUCAGAAUUGGAAAGCCUUAAAUACCUGAAAUUAGACAGUUUCAUCCUGUGCUGCUAUGCCAAAAGGACUAUUCCUACACUAAUGACAUGUGAAUCCCAAGCAAAUGGGUUUUCUAGUUGUGAGGAUAUGCUGAAAAGUACCGUUAUUCGUGUUGGUAUAUGGAUACAGGGAUUGUUUGCUUCYUUUGGUAACUUUGCUGUCAUAUUAUGGUGGACGGUAUUAAAUAGGAAAAAGUCUUCAAAUUUGAACAGGAGCAAAUCGAAUGUGCAGUCGUUGCUCUUAAGAAAUUUGGCUYUAGCUGACUUCCUUAUGGGCAUCUACUUGCUUUUCAUAGCGAUACARGAUGCAAAGUGGAAAGGGGAAUACGUGGAUCAUGACGUCGAAUGGCGAUCUGGUGUGUCUUGUCAAAUAGCAGGAGCCAUCUCGACUCUCUCCAGCGAAGUCUCGGUAUUGAUGCUAGUUGUCUUAACCGCAGAUCGAUUUAGUACCAUCGUUUUUGACUUCAAAGGAAAACGCCUCAACCUAAAAACUGCUCGUUUUGUUUGUUUUUUCGUUUGGAUCAUAGGAAUAGCCAUUGCUUUCAGUCCAUUGCUUGCAUCCAGCUACUUCCACGAUGAAACAACUGGAGUUUCCUUCUAUGGACGGUCAACAGUUUGCCUCCCUUUUCAGCUUUCCUCUGAUAAACCUGCAGGGUGGGAGUACUCCGUCGCUAUUUUUAUGGGCUUUAAUGGUGCGGCUUUUGCCUUUAUUCUAGUUGGUUAUGUAGCAAUAUUCAUUAAGGUCCAACAGUCUGCCAGAAGUGUGCAGUCAGCUAGAGAGCCWUCGUCUUUGGGGACACGAAUUAUGUUCAUUGUCCUGACUGACUUUUUCUGUUGGAUGCCAGUAAUUGUGCUUGGUGUUCUGUCUCUCGUCGGUCAAUUUCAGGAUCCAACAGGACAAGUGUAUGCUGUGAUUGCUGUUUUUGUUCUUCCAGUGAAUUCCUCMAUCAAUCCUGUCAUGUACACAUUUGCUACUCCACAAGCAAAGAAAGCAUUUCAUCAACUGACAUCCAGAAGGUUUACAAAACAAGUAUCAGUAAACAGCAUGCAAAGCCAAGUCACCAGUCUUUCAACAUUUCGUCAAAGGAAAAGUGUUACGGACGAAAAGCAAAUUAAAAUCGAAUUGGAACAGAUAAACUGAAGAUAUACAUACGUCGUCUCGCAAAGGACGGCAGUGAAGUGAGAUUUCCCGAUUAGUAUUUAGAAUCUAUUCAAUAAAAUCCUGAGCACCUAAAUUACAUAUGGAGAGUUUGCACUGUUGUAAGCAAUCUCAUAAAAGCCGUCUUCAUUUCAGCUCUCAUCAUGCUUAAACAAUAUUGUGAUACUUGUCUUAAGUUCACCAAAGAAUUGAAGUCACAAAUUACUUUUAACAUUCCAGACAUAUUUGAGCUCCWCGCGGUUUUUCCAUACUUACAUGGUACGUUAGUUUAGUGUAACUGGUAGUUACAAUUAUGUAAAAUAUAACUAUAAAAAAUACAGAAUACUAAUAGAUAUCGAUCUAGUAAAAUGAAUACUCAAAAUUGCAACUAUUUACAAUGCCCACAUUAUAACUUUAUUAGAUAUUAUCUAAGUAAUUUUAGCAAGUUACUUAAAAUUAAAGUUGAAGUUAGCAUUACAGUUGUUGAAAAUUGCAUUUGUCGCAGAAUUACUCAAAAAACUAUUAGGUACACUAGCUAGCAUUUCAACUGAAACAUCAAAAUUGUAACUACUCRAUUUUUCAAUACUUAYAUGGUACGUUAGUUUAGUGUAACUGUUAGUUACAAGAAUGUAAAAUAUAAUUACCUUMGAUCAUUUUUGUUGAGAAAGUUAAAUGGUUUUUCUGCAUUAACGUUUUGGAGAUGUCUAUUAAUGCCGGAGACAAUCACAUAUAGAGAUUUAGGUGGAUAUCGUCCRCCACUCUUGUUGGCAACCUCUCCGACGAACUUUGUCAACCAAAAGUUUAACGUAGCUGGAGUCAUAUCUUUGAGCUCCGUGUCAAGAUCUUGAAUAUUAUCCAUAGCACGCGCAAAGCCAACGCUCUCGCUUGCUGCUAAUUUAUUUACUCUCGCUCCUUGCCACUCUCUUGAAACAUUUUGACACUCUCCAUUUUGUGUUAUUUUUAGUAUUAGAUGGCACAGUAUCCUGCAACCAAUGUUCUUCUUCACGUUUAUUUUUUKGGUUUUCUAAAGUUAGCCAUCUCAAGCUUGUUCUUAGUGCAUGGACACUAACUAAAUGCAAAAAUUAUGCGACGUGCGGCCCGUGGAACAGAUAACAAAAGGUGCUUCAUUACCUAGCCAUGGUUGCAUAACCACAUUGUAGAACAUAUAUGAUGUAACAAUGUCUUUUGUAAUACGCUUAAAGAGCAAUACAUAAUUCUAUUGUUACUGAGAAACAACACAUUUUAUAGCUUUUAGCUAUCGUUAAUAACGUAUGUGCUCAAUGAUGGAUAUCAUAAGUCUUUUUUUUACACUAUAAACAUAUUACAACAUUACAUUACACUAUAUUUGUUUUACAUUAACCAAUUAUUUACGAAAUUAUACUCCUGCUAUUUUCUAAACUAUUUUGACAUUUUACAACUGUGUACAUAUGAUUAUGAA
Messenger RNA from Exaiptasia diaphana, 6404 nucleotides. RefSeq lists its product as uncharacterized. Gene Ontology annotation, biological process: G protein-coupled receptor signaling pathway. Gene Ontology annotation, molecular function: protein binding; G protein-coupled receptor activity. The coding region runs from base 26 to 4969 and encodes 1647 amino acids. The transcript is spliced from 30 exons. NCBI's taxonomy places the organism in Eukaryota, Metazoa, Cnidaria, Anthozoa, Actiniaria, Aiptasiidae. Gene Ontology annotation, cellular component: membrane. The record is from RefSeq and is a predicted model, not a curated record.